Messenger RNA from Rosa rugosa (rugosa rose), 3241 nucleotides. Its product is annotated as plasma membrane ATPase 1-like. The transcript has 19 exons. Gene Ontology annotation, biological process: regulation of intracellular pH; proton export across plasma membrane. Lineage: Eukaryota; Viridiplantae; Streptophyta; Magnoliopsida; Rosales; Rosaceae. Bases 154 to 3111 code for a protein of 985 amino acids. Gene Ontology annotation, cellular component: plasma membrane. Gene Ontology annotation, molecular function: ATP hydrolysis activity; P-type proton-exporting transporter activity; ATP binding. The record is from RefSeq and is a predicted model, not a curated record.
UGUAAGACCCUGACAAACAGUUACCGCUAAUAAACUUUCAUAAUAAGUACAAAAAAAGUUUAAUCAGUGAGUGAGAAAGACAGUGCGCUCAGUUUUCUCUGUAAAGUUUCUAGUUCUGUAACUCCUUUUGCAGAGGACCUGAUAGGUUCCGAGAUGGAUGAGAAAGCCGAAGCGUUAGAGGCGGUGGUGAAGGAAGCUGUGGAUUUGGAGAACGUACCCAUUGAAGAGGUGUUUCUGACCUUGAGGUGUGACGAACAUGGACUCACAUCUGAGGCUGCUCAGCAGAGGCUGACCAUUUUUGGGUACAACAAGCUUGAGGAGAAGCAGGAAAGUAAGGUUCUGAAGUUCUUGGGGUUUAUGUGGAACCCUCUCUCAUGGGUGAUGGAAGCUGCAGCUAUCAUGGCCAUUGCUCUUGCCAAUGGAGGAGGAAAGCCUCCAGAUUGGCAAGACUUUGUUGGGAUCAUUACUCUGCUCAUCAUCAAUUCAACUAUAAGUUUUAUUGAAGAGAACAACGCUGGAAAUGCUGCUGCUGCUCUCAUGGCCCGUCUCGCCCCCAAAGCCAAGGUUCUCCGAGAUGGGAGGUGGAAUGAGGAGGAUGCUUCCGUUCUUGUUCCUGGUGAUAUAAUCAGCAUUAAGCUUGGGGACAUUAUUCCAGCAGAUGCUCGCCUCCUCGAUGGUGAUCCACUGAAAAUUGAUCAGUCUGCACUUACCGGUGAGUCACUUCCUGUGACCAAAGGCCCUGGUGGCAGUGUGUAUGCGGGUUCUACAUGCAAACAAGGAGAGAUUGAAGCUGUGGUGAUUGCCACUGGUGUUCAUACCUUUUUCGGCAAGGCUGCUCACCUUGUUGAUAGCACGAAUCAACAGGGACACUUUCAAAAGGUCUUGACUGCAAUUGGGAAUUUCUGUAUAUGUACUAUCGCUGUGGGAAUGGUCGUAGAGAUCAUAGUCAUGUACCCAGUUCAACACAGAAGUUACCGACCUGGUAUUGACAACCUGCUAGUGCUACUUAUUGGAGGAAUUCCCAUUGCAAUGCCCACAGUUUUAUCUGUGACAAUGGCUAUUGGUUCCCAUCGCUUAGCUGAGCAGGGUGCUAUCACUAAACGAAUGACGGCAAUUGAAGAAAUGGCAGGCAUGGAUGUUCUUUGCAGUGACAAAACUGGGACUCUGACAUUAAAUAAGCUUUCAGUUGACAAGACUCUUUUAGAGGUCUUUGUUAAAGGGGUGGACAUAGAUACUGUUGUUCUAAUGGCAGCUCGAGCUUCACGAAUCGAAAAUCAAGAUGCUAUAGAUGCUGCUAUUGUUGGAAUGUUGGCCGAUCCAAAGGAGGCAAGAGCCAAUAUUCAAGAGGUGCACUUCCUUCCAUUCAACCCAACUGACAAGCGAACAGCUCUUACAUAUAUUGACCUUGAAGGUAAAAUGCAUCGUGUCAGCAAAGGUGCACCGGAACAGAUUUUGAAUCUUGUACCCAAUAAAUCAGAGCUAGAACGUAGAGUUCAUGUUAUGAUUGAUAAAUAUGCGGAGCGAGGACUAAGAUCCCUAGCAGUAGCAUACCAGGAAGUUCCAGAUGGAAGGAAGGAGAGCCCAGGAGGGUCUUGGCAAUUCAUUGCACUCGUGCCUUUGUUUGAUCCUCCUAGACAUGACAGUGCAGAGACAAUUAAAAGAGCAUUGAAUCUUGGUGUGAAUGUUAAGAUGAUCACAGGUGAUCAGCUCGCAAUAGCGAAGGAGACAGGACGCCGUCUUGGUAUGGGAACAAACAUGUACCCCUCAUCAGCUCUUUUGGGACAGAAAAAGGAUGAGUCACUUGCUGGCUUGCCAGUUGAUGAGCUUAUUGAAAAAGCUGAUGGAUUUGCUGGUGUUUUUCCUGAGCACAAGUAUGAGAUUGUGAAGCGUUUGCAAGCAAGAGGACAUAUAUGUGGGAUGACCGGUGAUGGAGUUAAUGAUGCUCCUGCUCUUAAAAAAGCUGAUAUUGGCAUAGCUGUUGCUGAUGCAACUGAUGCAGCUCGAAGUGCUUCUGACAUUGUACUCACAGAACCUGGCCUUAGUGUCAUCAUAAGCGCUGUACUAACUAGUCGAGCGAUAUUCCAGAGAAUGAAAAAUUACACGAUAUAUGCUGUUUCCAUUACAAUCCGUAUUGUGCUUGGUUUCAUGUUAUUGGCACUCAUAUGGCACUUCGACUUUCCACCCUUCAUGGUUCUGGUCAUUGCUAUUCUUAAUGAUGGUACUAUCAUGACAAUUUCGAAGGAUAGAGUGAAACCCUCUCCUCUGCCAGACAGUUGGAAACUAGCAGAGAUCUUUACCACCGGUAUCAUCCUUGGUAGUUACCUAGCGGUGAUGACGGUCAUUUUCUUUUGGGCAGCAUACGAAACAGACUUCUUCCCUGUAAGUGUAUUUUUCUUGUCCUUUAUGGAUCUUGCUAAUAAAGGGUAUUUUCUGGACUUAGUUUCUUGCUUACACUGUCAUUUCCAGAGUAAAUUUGGGGUUUCAAGCCUUCAUAAAAAGGAUAACGACAGCUACAGGAAGCUUGCCGCUGCAAUGUACCUGCAAGUGAGUACAAUCAGUCAGGCUCUCAUAUUCGUCACACGAGCGCGUAGUUGGUCUUUUAUGGAGCGUCCUGGUCUAUUACUUGUAUCAGCUUUUGUUAUUGCUCAGCUGAUUGCUACACUCAUCGCUGUCUAUGCUGAUUGGAGUUUCGCUGCGAUAGAGGGAAUUGGGUGGGGUUGGGCUGGUGUUGUUUGGUUAUAUAACCUCGUCUUCUAUCUGCCACUUGAUAUUAUCAAGUUCUUCAUCCGAUAUGCACUGAGUGGGAGAGCUUGGGAUCUCGUAUUUGAGCAGAGGACUGCCUUCACAAGGAAGAAGCAUUUUGGGAAGGAAGAAAGGGAGCUCAAAUGGGCUCACGCGCAGAGGACUCUCCACGGUCUGCAGCCACCGGACACCAAGAUGUUCGGUGAACGCGCUUCUAACACAGAACUUAAUCAGAUGGCCGAAGAGGCAAGAAGACGCGCUGAAAUUGCCAGACUGAGGGAGAUGCGCACCCUGAAAGGGCAUGUCGAAUCAGUGGUGAGGCUGAAGGGCCUGGACAUCGACACAAUUCAGCAAUCAUACACGGUCUAAGAUACGAUCAAUUUCGCUUAUGGUUUGCAGUGGAUCAUAGUGUUUUGCUUGUUCCUAGAUCAUGUAAUAUGUGUAUGCUUUAUAUAGUAAGUAAUGCCACAGAGACCAACAAUAAACUUGAAUUUGAUAA